AUGCAGAAAGGAAAGGUUAAACUGGGUCAGCUGGACUUGGAGGGAGCCCUGAUUGCCAGAGACCGAGUUGGCAUCCAGGACUUUGUGCUUCUUGAUUCCCACAACAGUGAGACAGCCUUCCUAGACAAUCUGAAGAAGCGUUUCACAGAGGAUUUGAUAUAUCUGGACUUGGAGGGAGCCCUGAUUGCCAGAGACCGAGUUGGCAUCCAGGACUUUGUGCUUCUUGAUUCCCACAACAGUGAGACAGCCUUCCUAGACAAUCUGAAGAAGCGUUUCACAGAGGAUUUGAUAUAUACUUACGUAGGUACUCUGCUGAUAUCUGUGAACCCAUGCAAAGAAUUGGACAUCUACACCAAGAAACAAAUGGACCUCUACAUGGGAGUGAACUUCUUUGAGCUGCCCCCUCAUAUUUUGCUUAGUUUUGAGCAGUUUUGCAUCAACUACUGCAAUGAGAAGCUACAGCAGCUCUUCAUUCAGUUGACGCUGAAGUCUGAACAGGAGGAAUAUGAGGCAGAAGGAAUUGGGUGGGAGCCGGUGCAGUUCUUCAACAAUAAAAUCAUCUGUGAUCUGGUGGAAGAGAAGCACAGAGGAAUCAUCUCUGUGUUGGAUGAGGAGUGUAUGAGGCCGGGUGAUGCCACGGAUCUCACUUUUCUUGAAAAGCUUGAAGAGAAAAUGGGAAAUCAUCCCCACUUCUUAACCCAUAAACUGGCCGAUAAGAAGACCCGCAAGUCUCUGGAGAGAGGCGAUUUUCGUCUUCUUCAUUAUGCGGGGGAGGUGACCUACUGCGUUUUGGGGUUCAUUGACAAAAACAAUGAUCUGUUGUACAAGAACAUCAAAGAUGUGAUGCGCCUGUCAAAGAACCCUAUAAUACAGGAGUGCUUUCCAGCCACUGAGGGAGACAGCAGGAGAAGACCUGAGACAGUGGCUACUCAGUUUAAGAACAGUCUUCUGCGGCUGACGGAGAUUCUGACGGCUAAGGAAGCGUGGUAUGUGCGCUGCCUCAAGUCCAAUGACAAUAAACAGUCAGGCAAGUUUGAUGAAGUUCUGGUCAGGCACCAGGUGAAAUAUCUGGGGUUAAUGGAGCACCUGAGGGUCAGACGAGCUGGAUUUGCUUAUCGACGUAGAUAUGAGGUUUUUCUACAGAGGUACAAAGCUCUUUGUCCUGCCACUUGGCCCCACUGGAGAGGUGUACCUGCAGAGGGAGUGGAAAAACUUGUGCAACAUUUAGGCUACAAGCCUGAUGAGUAUAAAAUGGGCAGGACAAAGAUAUUCAUACGAUAUGCCAGGACACUUUUUGCCACAGAAGAUGCCUUUGAAAUCUGCAAACAUGAACUGGCUACAAGAAUACAGGCCAAAUACAAAGGUUACAAAGCCAAAGGAGAGUUUCGAAAACAGAAGGAAGCUGCUACAAAAAUUGAGACGUGUUGGAGAGGAGUGCAGGCACGCAAAGAGAGAGAUCGCAGAGCCUGGGCUGUCAAAAUCAUUAAACAAUUUAUUAAGGGUUACAUCACACGUCGUGAGGCAAAAACUACUGAGAACUCAGAAUACCUGGCCUUCGUUCGACAGAGCUACCUAAAUAGACUGAAAGACAACUUACCAAAGACUGUCCUGGACAAGACCACAUGGCUGACACCUCCCCCAGUCAUGACUGAGGCCUCAGAGAUUCUGCGACAGCUGAACACACGGAUGAUGGUGAGGAAGUAUGUGCGGGGAAUUACGCCGCAGAAAAAAGCACAGCUGCAACAAAAAGUAGUAACCAGUGCCAUCUUUAAGGGAAAGAAGGACAGCUACCCUUCGAGCAUUGCUGUUCCUUUUGUGGACACUAGAAUCAAGGAACAAGACAUCAAUAUGAGGAUUCUUCAGACUAUACGACAUGAACGUAUCAAGUACAGCGUUCCUGUGGUGAAGUAUGACAGAAAUGGAUUUAAAUCCAGACCAAGGCAACUUGUUCUCACUCAGGCUGCUGUGUAUUUGGUGGAAGAGGCUAAGAUCAAGCAGAGAGUGGACUAUGUUUCUCUAAAAGGUGCGUCUGUCAGUAAUCUGGGUGACUCUGUCAUGAUCCUCCACGUUGCUUUGAAUGAUCCAAAACAGAAGGGGGACUUGGUACUUCAGUGUGACCACCUGUUUGAAGCUUUGACCAAACUGGCCAUGAUUGCAAACAAGCAGAAUAACAUCAAGGUUGUUCAGGGAAGCAUCAAGUUUGAGAUCCAGGCAGGCAAGGAGGGUGGUGUGGAUUUCAGCACUGCUCAAGAACCUAUGAUCUUUAAAGGCAAAAAUGGUCAUCUUAUGGUGGUGGCUCCACGGGUCAAGUCUCGAUGAUCUAAAGGUGGUCACCAAGUGUGUAUAUUUCAUGAGGGAAACCCUUAUGGAAGAAGAUAUCUUUCUCCAUCCCCCAAACUGACACACACUUAUCACACACUAAGAGCUCAGUAUACGGAGAUUCAAAGCAGCACCCUGUGUACAAAUGGAAAAUUAUAUUUGGUUGUUUUCAUAAAUGCUGUCCUUCAGGUUACAGUUCUUGAUGACAUUUCUUGUAAAUUUAAUAUUUUUUUUGGUCAUGUUCAUGCUUUGUUAUUGAGGCAUAUUUAUAACAUUGUUUUAUACCAAACCGCAGAAAUAAAAUACAAAUCA
Cyprinus carpio (common carp) is the source of this 2631-nucleotide messenger RNA. Its product is annotated as unconventional myosin-Ih-like. Gene Ontology annotation, molecular function: microfilament motor activity; actin filament binding; ATP binding. Gene Ontology annotation, biological process: vesicle transport along actin filament; actin filament organization. The record is from RefSeq and is a predicted model, not a curated record. Gene Ontology annotation, cellular component: microvillus; plasma membrane; actin cytoskeleton. The transcript has 25 exons. The coding region runs from base 1 to 2319 and encodes 772 amino acids. Lineage: Eukaryota; Metazoa; Chordata; Actinopteri; Cypriniformes; Cyprinidae.